UUGACAAAAAAGUCAUACUUUAGUAUGUGAUCCAAAAUUUGACUAAAAAGGCACUAAUGCCUGGUACCAGGCACAUGUCACAUGUCACAUGACGUCACCAUGGUAACAUUAUUAAGGGAUAAUGUCAUCUCCACAUUCAGUUUUUAUUUUAGUUUCAGGCCCUGGUGAUUAUUAGACUUUGUUGCUUAGGUUUUAUGGCACAUGUUGUUGUCCAAAGUUAAACUUGCACACAAUGAUCCAAACGGAGUGGACACUUCCUGUUUUUCCAUGGGUCAAAGCCGCGCCGAUGCUUCCUGUUUUUGUUUGUCCAAUCAUGGCGUCCACUCCAUCCAAUCAGAAAGCAGCUCUCAGCCCACAUCCUGUGUUUGUUUGUCCCCUCCUCAGAACACCACAGACAGCUCUUCCAACUCCUCCCAGAAGCUGGAGGGCUCGCUACAGCCGCUCGAGUCCUCGCCUCUUCCGCAGAGACACAAGUGUGUGAUGGGACAUCGCCAUGACCUCCAUGACCCCUACCGGCUCUCAGACCACUUCUUCUUGGACCAGCCGUUGUCUCGGCUUACCCGCCACGUCACUUUCCAGGAGGACGAGGAAAUUGUCCGUAUCAACCCCCGAGAGCGCAGUUGGGAGCGAACCACAGAGCAUCGCCUCGGACGGCAGUCAGAUCGCCCCUGGCUCCGGGGCUAUGAGGACUACCGCCACGCCACUGUGCGUGACAAGUUCAUCCAAAUGGAAGACUCGGAGUCCUAUGUCCACUUUGCUAAGACUGAUGCACAGAAGCACGACUACACCUACCCUCUGGCACCGGCCCUGUCGCCCUCAGACUCUGACCCUGCCCUCGGACCCUUGACCAAUAAGGGCCACGGCGGCUCCUAUCGACACGGCUUCUCCUCGGUUGUCUCCACACAGCCCCGCUCUUUCCUCCCCAGCUCCUCGCCAUCCACCAAUGGCGGGAAGGGGCGGAAAGAGGGAGGCAUGGAGCGCGCACAGUGCGAGCACUGUGGCGAGGCAUUCUACGUCGCCGACAACCGGAGAGGCCGGUGCCAGGAUGCUCCGGACCCUGUGCGGGCGUGCAUUCGGCGGGUCAGCUGCAUGUGGCUGGCGGACACCAUGCUUUACCAUUGCAUGUCUGACCCAGAGGGGGACUACUCAGACCCGUGCUCCUGUGAUGGAGGCGAGGGCAGUGGGGGAGGGCGGCUCGGUACACGCUGGUUAGCUCUGCUGGGCUUGUCUCUGGUGGCGCCCUGCCUCUGCCUCUAUCCGCCCCUCCAUGCUUGCCACCGGGCGGGGCUCACGUGUGGGUGCUGCGGAGGCCGACACAAGGCCCUGAGCUGAGCCGCCGUGCUUGAAAAUAAAUAAACAAUCUAAACCCAACGCAAGCACAGGGAAAGGGAAGGAUGGGGGAAAUGCACAAGAGGACAAGUUGUCAUGGCUGCUCGCUCUCUGCCUUGGUUUCUCUGGGUUUCUCUACAAAUUCCAGACACUGAAAUAAGCCAAAUAAAUACUUGGUGCAUUUUCUGAACGGCCUGGGAAGAUAAGCUCCCCCUUACGGCAGAAAGUUCUCUCACCUCUCUUCACGUGGCCAUUUCACGCUCUGUUUCUAGUGAGAGAGCACUCUUUUUUUCAGGGGGCCUUUUUUUUUUAUAGCUGACCUAUAUGUCAUGUAUCGCAUAUGCAGGUACUUUAUACUUUGUACACUGACUUGGCGUCAAAGAACUUGAAUUGUUUCUUUAUUCUAUUUUCUUUUCUCUCUCCUUUCGAUGUAUGCGUGGCCAUUUUGUUUAUAUUCUAUUCCAAUAUCAGGCCACCUCAACUCAACUCCAGCUACCAGAGAAAUCGGACACUACACCUCUUUAUAUGUGCAAGUAUAUGUAAGUGUGUGUGUGUGUGUGUGUGUGUGUGUGUGUGUGUGAAUGGUGUAUGUACAUGCAUACAAGUGUGCGCUGAGGCCUUUUGUUGUCUGUGCUGCAGCUUAUAGUUAAGCUCAUGUAUAUAGUCCACAUAGCUCUCCGCCAUCGACAUCUUCUUUGUUUACUGAAACAAACGUGGUACUCCAUCUUAAUCAUCUUCUAAUAUCCCAAAGAUUAAUUUUUAUCCUAUUUAUUUUCUCACUGAACUGAUCCACCAGCAAAAAAAAGAAAAGUAGUGCUGGUGUGUGUGUGUGUGUGUGUGUGUGCGCGCGCGUGAUAUACUCACUGAAAGAGAUGGUGCCUCGAGUCAUGCUACACUACUCUCUCUCUCUCCCUGCUCCUUUCAUGUUAUUUCAAACAGUGCCUAAACUAUCACCGAAAUCAGGAACUCCAAAUUCCAGUCAGGUUUUUUUUGUUUUUAUUUUUGCUCGUUUUAUUUACCGUACACUUGAAGCAGAGUGAGAUUUUUAAGGCUCUUAUUUCCUCCGAAGUCCAUUUCACAUCGAGGACAUUAGCAUUGGCUCAUGUGGAGAUCCAUGUAAACGCCUGUCUUGCCUUAAGAUUUGGGGCCUGGCUCCAAGAAUCCCCCCCCACACACACCACCCCCGAAGAUGUCUGCUCGAACGAAUAGCGCGAGCACUGUCAAGGCUCCAAGCAAUCAGUCUCAUCGUGUACACUUAGAAACUUGGUUUAAAGUAUUUUUGUAAUGAAAAGGAAGUGUAACGCAACGGUUCCCAUCGAGCAUGUAGACUACGGACUCCAGUUUGCCUGCGACGUACAAUCAGUUCCCACCGGUCACAUUUGUGGCACCUUAAGUCUGAAAAAAACUGAUAUUUGAAUGAGUGAAAUCAGCUCCUACUGCAUCUAAAUCUACUCUGAACAUGUAAAACACGCUGUUCGCUCUCUAUAGAGAACUCAAUUUACACUUGUUCCUAUUAUGUUAAGUCAUUAUAAGACAUUACGGAUGUGCAAAACUCAGCAUUACACUUUUGUUUUGAACCAUUUUCCAAUGCCAUAAGACUUUUCUGGUGUUAAAGGAAUAGUUUGACAUUUUAGAAAAUGACUCCUCUCCUAAAGAGAGAGAAUUAAUACCACUCAUGUGCGCAUUAAAUAAAUAAGUUAGUUCAGCAUAGCAUAGCUCUGUGUACAGUGACGGGCUAGAAAAUGUACACGGGAAGUGUUUUUGUUUUUAUACUUGUGUUGUUUUUUAGUCUCGCUCCUACUGCACUCUCAAACUAUUCCUUUAAAGAAAUAUUUUACUGCAAAUAUGCAUCCACGGCUGAUGUCUGUUGCCAAGUGGCAGAUCAUUAUUAUUAUUAUUAUUAUGAUUAUCAUUAUUAACAGUAUCAGAUCACUUCAGAAUCCCAACAGUUAAAACUCAAGCUCUUAAAGGAAAAUCAAACCUCAGUGUUGCCUAAAGUUGCCGUGACAGCGCGGCUGACCAAUCGCGCCCUCGCGGUGACGGCACUACACUGAAGUGACAGCAGGUGCUCUAAGCUUCGUCGAUGCCUGGUUGAGGCUAUCUUUUUUGGGGAGGGGGAUGUGACUGGGAACACAAUAAGCUUUCUGAAAAUAAAUAUGAAAUAAAUAAAGGCAGGACGUCAGUCAGGUCCUUUGAUGAAAGACUGGGAGUAAAAAAAAAAAAAUCCUGGACACAAACAUCCAUCCCUGAUUGUUUUGCCAAGGAAAUGUCACUUACUUACUGUAGUUGAAAUACAGAAUGCUUGAGGAUGUCCUUCCUUCCCUGGUUGUGUCUGUUUCAUACAUCCUGUCCUGUGCGUGUGUGUGUGUGUGCGUGUGCGUGUGCGUGUGCGUGCACACGCGCCACAUCCCUUUCCUUGAUCCAAAGCUACUGGGAUCAGCUGAAUCUGCAAUCACAUACUAACACCUAUCCAUGUAUAAUUACACCCUUCAGUGAUGUGAUGCAUCAGGAACAGGGCAAAUCAGAUUGUAAAAUGUGUGUCUGUGUGUGUCUGUGUGUGUGUAGACAUGCCAUCUUUUCUCUGUCUCGUCUGAGUGUGUCCUCACAUGUCAGAGCCAUUUACAAGUGCCUGAACGCAUCCUCUUUUAUCUCCUCGUGUAUUUAAAUUGAAAAGAAAAACUAAAAGAAACAACUCCCUGUCAUGAAUUAGACCCAUUUUUUUACGCUUAGUAUUUUUACCUCUGUAAAAAAAAAGAGCAAAAAUUAUAUUAUAUAUAUCAAGUGUAUGUUGUACAUUUUUGUUUUUGUUUUUUUGUUUGUUUUUUUAAAAAAUAACUGUUUCUAACAUGUACGAUGGAUGUAGCUCACGCUUUUCGAGAAGGAACAGGAAGUACUUUGUAGAUACUGACGGGUGGCCAGGUCUGUGAGAAAACUAAAGUGAAAUGUGUGUCUUUCCGCCUCCAAUAAAAUGAGAGAAAACAGUGAAA
Solea senegalensis (Senegalese sole) is the source of this 4316-nucleotide messenger RNA. RefSeq names its product sprouty-related, EVH1 domain-containing protein 2-like. The record is from RefSeq and is a predicted model, not a curated record. The transcript has 2 exons. NCBI's taxonomy places the organism in Eukaryota, Metazoa, Chordata, Actinopteri, Pleuronectiformes, Soleidae. Gene Ontology annotation, biological process: negative regulation of MAPK cascade; multicellular organism development. Gene Ontology annotation, cellular component: membrane. Gene Ontology annotation, molecular function: protein kinase binding. Bases 202 to 1332 code for a protein of 376 amino acids.